UAUUAUUACAAGCAUGGAUAAUUUGGAACAGCAGAGUACAAAUGACAUUGAUACCACGUCAGCAAUAGAUUUUUUAUCGUUAUAUUCAGCCAUACAACACGAUUAUGAGAGGACUCACAUUUCAAAUAUAAUUAUACAAUUAUUGCAAAAAUAUCAACCAAAAAAUGAUAUUAAUGCAUAUAAACAUGUACUGAGAGAAGUCUAUGAUUUAUUAGAAGAUUAUGGUUUUCAAAACAAGCAACAACUACUCUCAAUGAUACCUUCUCCAAACAAUAUAUCAGAUCAUACGAUUAAAGGAAUGUUCCGUACAGUUACAGGUUUCACUAAACUCAAUCUGCUGGAAAAUAGCAGCAAUAUGUUUCAAAGUAUAUUUGAUAUUAAAAAUAUGGACAGAAAAAUGGAUAGUAUUUCAUCACCAAAGCAAAGUUUUAUGUACGAUAAGAAUGAAUCGGAUUUUAAAUCGUUUUCCGAAGCUUUUUCUUUCCGAGGUUUUUCUAAGAGUGAAAUUUCCAUGAUUCCUAGUCAUAUAAGAAACGCGGAUUUAUCAAAUCAUCAUCUAAAUGAUAAUUCAAAGAAUUGGCUGGAGAGAAAUAAUAAGUAUCAAAUGUCAUUUUAUCAGCAAUACCUGCUUAACAAGAAAUAUUGUCCACCUGCUAAAAUUAAUUUAUGUAAUACCAUUGGCGAGUCACAUCUUUGUCACUCAUCACGAACAGAAUAUCAGGACAUAUGUAUGAAGAUGUGUAAUAAUGUUGACAGCAUAGCAAACAUAGCAGAUUCACGGCAAAAUAAGAUUCCCCCAAAAUUUGUGAAUAACGUUAAAUGUGAAUAUAAAAAAUAUAUGUUUGACAAAGAUAAAAAAUCUAGCAUGUCACACAAGAUUAUCGAUGUUGAUCAAGACGCAACAAUUAAGCAGACAAUUAAAGAUGAUAUAUAUAAAAUGGAUGUGUGUUGGACCGAAGAUCAGGAUGUUAUCAUAAAUACGGAUGAUCUCUUACCAACUGCGCACAAUAAACUUAAAACGAGUUUAAACAAUUUUUUAAAACGAGCACAAGAAGGAAUUUUUGUUGAAUUGUCAAUUUUCCCACGCAUCAGAACAUAUCCACAAGUGGAAUCUUUGAAUAAGAUGUAUUUUCCAUCGAAAAAUCUAAAACCUGGAACACCACAAAAAGUUUUAAGGCAGGAUUUAUCAUGUAAUGUUUCAAAUAGCGAUAACAACAGCUGCUUACUUUUAAAGCGGCAAAAUACAGAUAACACACAAAAGAAUCCGAGAGAAUUUGUUGAAACAAAACAGAAAGUUAUUACUUACGAUAAUAAAUUGCAAAAAAAAUUUAGUUCUCAAGAAUUCAAUAAAAUAACUGAAUUACAAUUACAACAAAAUAAUUUAAAUUACAAAAUGAAAAAGAAAGUAGCUACGUUGGAAUACAAAGAGAAAAAUGUAAAAAACUCAAAACAUGGAUGCGAAAUAGUAGAAUCAAAAUCAAAUAAUGUAAAUUCAGAAGACAAUUUUCAAGCUCGCUCAAUGGUUCAACUAGCUACAUACAAGAAACGAUAUUACGAUACGUUAUUGAAUGUUCAGAGAGCGAAAGUUGCAAUAUCGAAUUCUUUAAUGUCUUCCUCGGAUCAUUUAACAGCCUAUGAUGAUCCGCAUUACUCGAAUUAUAUGUGUCAUCAGCAACACUUGCUUCAUCAACGUCAUUUGAUAACGAGGCCGCAAUUUUCGAUGUAUCCGGUGAAUUUAUCCGGAUUAUCGAGCGUGUACUGUAAUCAAUACAGUUGGACAAGAUCCAUCUGUAAAUAUUUAUUAUUGAAGCAGUUAAAACUUCAACGGCAGACUUCGCCUCUGUAUGCCAGUAAUCAAAGGUAAGUCAUUUAUGUGCUCAACAACUGAAGUAUAUCGGAAAUAUGACUUUUAUGUUUAACAUUGGAGACUUAAUUAUUUGUGAUAUUUCCGCGAUUUCUUCAUUCUUCAAGCGAUUGGAUUCAUCAUUAUGUCGGAAACGUGUAUCCUUAUACCUCUAUAGCAAAAGGAAGCGAUAAAACGAAAUUCUAUGGACGCCGUAAAAACUUGGAGGACAUAGUUGGAAAAUUGAAAGAGACUGAACACAAUAAUCUUAACGACUGAUUUUUCUACAUUAAUUCGAUGAGAAAUUCCACUGAAGUUGCACGCAAAUAAUGACAUUCUUCUUAAUUCUUAUGUAAUAUCUUCGAAUAUUAAUUUAAAAUUUUAAAAAUUGACAUAAUAGAGAUAAAAAUAUUAAAAAUUCUGGUAAUUAGAGAUAUUCUGUAUGUAAGCUCGAUAUGGAUUUUAUUCUAAAUAUUCAUCUUUUGCAUUAACCUUGUGUUGAAAAUAAUUAUUAUGUACUACGGAAAGAUUAUCAUUUGUAAUCUUAUAAUAAUCUCGAUUUAUAUACACUGUUAGAUACUUCGAAUCCUUAUAAGGCGUGAUUUUUGUAAAGUUGAAUAGAUCGCGCAGAUUUUGAUAAUUCCGUCUGUAUUUCGGACGAUUGCGUGACAAUGUGAUUUUUCAAUAGCAUAUACGCAGAAUAUAAUGUUAUACUUAGCUGUCGCCAAUCGAGCCGUGUUUAACGCAUUUACUAACAAAUGUACAUUGUUCUGUUCAAGUAACAUUACACACACAAGGCUCACUCUGACUAGAUUUGUGAUAUAUUAUUAAGUAACAUACACAAUCACACGCACAAUUCCGCAGUCGAUAGUGUGUAAAUAUUCGCCAUUCAUUUACUCCUAGAUGUACAAAAUGAAUAUGUGAUAAUGCUAUAUAACUUAGGUGCUACGUGACUCAUGAAUCAUUUAUUGUCCAGAUCAUUCGCUAUCAGCUCAACAAAUCACCAAGAUACUGUGUGUGAUCGCAUGAUAUCUGCGUCAUAAUUUGGUAAUAUGUUUAGCCAUCUUAUUUAUUCAUAUCAAUUUUCAGACUUCUGCAAAGACAUUCAAAUCACGAUUCUCCUAACAGUCCUACAAUGUGUCGCUACAGUUUGAUGUUCACUAUAAUAAUUGGCAGCAUCACAUUAUUCAUUUUCAUGUAACUAAAUAUAUAAAUACAAUGACAUUAUAUAUUAUUAAUAUUUAAACACUACAUCCACAUAAAUAUUAAAACACAUUAGAAAUAUUCAAAUGAGACGAACACUUUGUAUUUAAGACAGGUAACGCAUUACAUGUGUGCAUCUAUUAUUUAACGAAUGAGGAAUUAGGCCAGUUGAAUUAUUUUGCUAGGAGAAUUAAAACGAAUCGACAGGAAUUUAUUCUAUGAAAUAGAAAAUUCCAAUUUUUGACAUCAUAAGAAACCAUUUCUCAAUUAAUAUAUUUGUUAAAAUACCCAUUUAAAUUUACAAUAAUUUUUCCUAUCAAUUCUUUCUAAUUCACCUAAUUUUUAAAGGAUCUCAGGUUAUAUACAGAUUUGGAUUGUCAUGCUAUCACUACAGGUCGUCAAUCGAGCUUAAUAUAUAAUGAAAUCUGCGUUUAUUAAUCAUAAUCGAAAUUUAUUGCCUGAAUGAUAAUUUAUUCAUACAAAUUCUAAGGAAACAGUGCUUUUCAUGUAUCACAAACAUACUGCUAUUUGUUAUUUAACUUCGUUGAAGCAAAUAAUUGCUGCAAAUAUCGAAGUCAAGUAAUAAUUUAAUCUAUAUAUAGUGAUAAUAAUGACUUUAAUCCAUUAGUUGUCCGUUAUUUGAUAGUAUUAUUUAAGAAAUAAUAUUUUUUUAUUAAAAAAAAA
This is a messenger RNA of Monomorium pharaonis (pharaoh ant), 3730 nucleotides long. RefSeq lists its product as uncharacterized. Lineage: Eukaryota; Metazoa; Arthropoda; Insecta; Hymenoptera; Formicidae. Bases 14 to 1864 code for a protein of 616 amino acids. The record is from RefSeq and is a predicted model, not a curated record. The transcript has 10 exons.